AUUUUAAGUAUAUAGGGAGUUCUUCGUAUAUGACUUCAUCAAACCAGUUUUUCUUAACAAGAUUCUGACAUUCAAGAUACAUUUGAUCAACUGGCAACGUCUUAACAAUAAUUAGCAGUUUAGCACAAUGAGACAAACAGCAUAAGCAAUAUCGUCAUCAACGGAGAAGACGUUUUUCUUUCCUUUCCGGCACUUUCAGGGCUUUUCAGAGGGACGUUUCAAACAGUUCCCCCCAAAAUUGAAGCUUCAAUACACUUUCCAUUUCUAGCACUCCGACUAAACAAAUUAGUUCUAUGGAAUUGGACGAGUGGGAACCAAGUGCACAGGAGCUUGAUUCUCUGGAGCGUGAUGCCCUGAAACAAAUUGCUCAGCGCAACUCAUCAUCUUAUGCUCCUACCUCCUCACUGCACAAUACUCAGAAAGUUUCUCAACCCGGACCACCAAGACUAAUGACAUCAGUUGGGGCAACUAAAACUGCUGAUUCUGGUGGAAACACGGGGCACCAUGAAGAUAGUUUCUCAAGAAAGCCGCAAAAACGUUUUAUUAAACUUUUCCUCCAUGCAAGUGGUAAUAUAGCUGCAAAGUUUUUGUAUGACCAGCUACUCAUUGGCGCCAUACGUAAAGUACCUAAAGCUGGUUGGAAUGCAAAAGAAAGAUUGUGGAUGUUCCCUCUUUCAUCGUUACCAUCAGCAGAGAAAGUCCUAAAUGAAAUUCCUUGUGCAAAUGUAGAGAUUGAAAACUUGGACCCAUUGGUGCGGCGUGCUAUUGCUGCAGUCAAUGAAGUUUGUGAUAUUCAAGAUCGCUAUAAAUGCAUUCCCGAAAGCAUUGAAACAAAGCUUAUGCCUUUUCAGCGUGAUGGAGUACGAUUUGCCUUGCAACAUGGUGCACGUGUCUUUUUAGCAGAUGAAAUGGGACUUGGGAAGACACUUCAGGCCAUUGCUGUAAGUUGUUGUGUCCGUGAAUCAUGGCCUGUUCUUAUUCUUACUCCAUCUUCGUUGCGUCUGCAUUGGGCUUCCAUGAUUCAACAGUGGCUGGAUAUUUCUCCUUCAGAUAUACUUGUGGUAUUAUCUCAAGUUAGUGGUUCAAAUAGGGCAGGAUUCAAAGUGGUGCCUUCCAAUUCAAAGAGAUCCAUCCAACUUGAUGGCCUCUUUAAUAUAGUUUCUUAUGACACUGUUCCUAAGCUGCAGGAUACCUUAAUGGCAUCAGAGUUCAAGGUAGUUAUUGCUGAUGAAUCACACUUCUUGAAGAAUGCCCAGGCUAAACGGACCAAUGCGUCCCUUCCUGUAAUGCGGAAAGCCAAAUAUGUGAUACUGCUUAGUGGAACCCCUGCUUUGUCAAGACCAAUUGAGCUUUUUAAACAGCUGGAGGCUCUAUAUCCUGAUGUUUACAAGAAUGUUCACGAGUAUGGUAACCGUUAUUGCAAGGGUGGCACUUUUGGAAUUUAUCAAGGGGCCAGUAAUCAUGAAGAGCUGCACAACUUGAUGAAAGCAACUGUCAUGAUUCGCAGACUAAAAAAGGAUGUUCUCCCGCAGCUUCCAGUAAAGCGCAGGCAACAGGUUUUCUUAAACGUGGAAGAAAAGGAGAUGAAGUGUAUCAAUGCUUUAUUCCGUGAGUUGGAAAUUGUCAAAGAAAAAAUUAAAUCAAGCCAAUCCAAGGAUGAUCGUGAGUCACUUAAGUUCACCGAGAAGAAUCUUAUAAAUAAGAUGUAUAUUGCUUCUGCGGAGGGAAAGAUUCCAUCGGUUUUGGAUUACUUAGCAACAGUUAUUGAGGCAGACUGCAAGUUCCUUAUAUUUGCCCACCACCUACAAAUGAUUGACUCAAUACACCAGUAUUUGCUUAAAAAGAAAGUUGGUUGCAUUCGCAUUGAUGGCAGUACUCCAGCAUCAUGUCGACAAGCUUUGGUUACAGAUUUUCAGGAAAAAGAAUCUAUAAAGGCUGCUGUGCUAUCUAUUAAAGCAGGAGGUGUUGGAUUGAAUUUAACAGCAGCAAGCACAGUCAUAUUUGCAGAGCUAUCCUGGACUCCAGGUGACCUUAUUCAAGCAGAAGAUCGCACUCAUAGAAUUGGCCAGGUAUCAUCGGUGAAUAUAUACUAUUUGCUGGCCAAUGACACUGUUGAUGACAUAAUUUGGGAUGUCGUUCAAAGCAAACUGGAGAAUUUGGGACAGAUGCUCGACGGUGAAGAGAAGUCCCUAGAAGUAUCAGAACAAGGUAACUCAAAUAAAAGUCCCGUGAAACAAAAGACGCUCGAUUCCUUCAUGAAGCGUUGCAACUCUUCACCGUUGGACAAUGAGCCUGUGCCUAAAUGCUCCAGGCAUUGAUAUCAAGCCUCAUUGCUACUUGUAUCUGAACAUAUUAGAAUGUAGAUAGUGGUCUCAAGCCUUACCAGUUACUGCUACUACAUACAUAUUUUUGUAUCACCAAUUUUGUGCAUUUUUAUUAUUGUAGGGUAAAGCACUAGUAUACCUCUAGAUAACCUUGGUAAAAAAAUUCAGUGGCACAUACCCACGUAUUUCCUACAUUGAGCUUUGAUUAUCAUAUAACUUUACGGCGUUAUUGAAUUAACAAAUUGGAAAGAUUUUCA
Molecule: messenger RNA, 2581 nt
Organism: Cuscuta epithymum
Lineage: Eukaryota; Viridiplantae; Streptophyta; Magnoliopsida; Solanales; Convolvulaceae
Source: the annotation of a GenBank genome assembly